This is a messenger RNA of Ruditapes philippinarum (Manila clam), 2544 nucleotides long. RefSeq names its product mucin-2-like. Bases 108 to 2477 code for a protein of 789 amino acids. The record is from RefSeq and is a predicted model, not a curated record. NCBI's taxonomy places the organism in Eukaryota, Metazoa, Mollusca, Bivalvia, Venerida, Veneridae. Gene Ontology annotation, molecular function: wide pore channel activity. Gene Ontology annotation, cellular component: membrane. The transcript is spliced from 14 exons.
GAAGGAAUGUAGCGGACAGUAGAUUUUAUGAUUAUAUUGCGAUAAUGUAUGUACAUGUAGGUCAUGUUUUAAUGUUUAUUUAAAGAGCAACAAAGGUUAAGGAGAAUAUGAAAGUCAAGUUACUACUAACGUUAUGCCUUAUUCAGUCAUCAUUAGUUGUUGGUGAUUAUGAUUGCAUGUGUAACUAUAAUGUCGAACAAGGUGUUUACCCGAGCCCAGACCCGAGCGGACAACCUUUAGGGUAUAUGUAUGAGUUUGACUGUAAGCCGACCACGCAAAUACAGCAAAACUCCGACAAAUUCUACACUAUCCAGUUUGAGAAGCAGAUAGGUUAUGUUCCCGAAAGUCAACAAACCCGGCUUCAGACAUGCCCUGGUCAACCAUCAAGUACAGAUCUCAUUCCUCAAACAACAAGUGCAGCGGUAACAACAUUAACAACAACAACUACUACAAGCACUACGACACCAAAACCAACCACAAUUACAACUACUGGUAAAAUGACGACUUCUACAACCACACCAACGCCUACAACUUCAACUACCACGCCAAUUCCGAAGACACCUACAACCACGCCCAUACAAACGACACGUACAACCACACCUAUUCCAACGACACAUACAACCACGCCCAUUCACACGACACCUACAACCACACCCAUUCAAACGACACCUACAAGCAAGCCCAUUCCCACGACACCUACAACGACACCCAUUCCCACGACACCUACAACCACGCCUAUACCAACGACACCUACAACCACAACAACAACAACGACGACAAGGAUAACGACGCAGUUCGUUUACUGGUCACUGGCAGCUAAUGUAACGGGUACGCCGUACCAGUAUAUAGGCGCUGGUUAUAAUCUCCUGACAGGUAACCCUGGUGUCACGAGGGACCCGGGCUUUCUGACGUCACAGCGUAUCUUUCAGUUAACCGGGAACUCAAGCAAUGUGAGGGAAGCGGUUUAUGACAAACAUUCCACGUGUAAUAGAAAAACAUACACAGCGAUGUUACAUGGCUCCAAGGCGUAUCAGGAUGAGCUGAAAACAUCGGUCAAACCAAGCGCAACACACCCAAUCAAUCUAAGUGACAAAGCAUUUACACACACCGACCAGUUCGAGUCAAUGCGUCAGACGUUAGACCAGUCAAGCCAGAUUGUUGUCAUAGACAAAACAACCACAUGCAGUUAUGGAACUGUUCAAUAUCUUACGGAAAAUGUCACCACAGGGCACUUUUCUGUCACUCGUGAAUUCGCAAAAGACAUGUGCUCUUUACCCGCUGUGAUGACAACUUCCGGUCUCGUGAAUUACAUGCAGUUUCUAGACAAAUGGGGAACGAGUAUCGUAACACGUGUUGAUCUGGGUACUAAGACUGUUGAUCGUUACCAAACAACGCCCGUGCAAAUAUACCAGCAUGUGCAGCAAACGGAUUUUAAUCUGUUAAGACAAGAUGGCGCCUAUGAAGGUUUUAGCUCUUCAGUGUCCAUAAACACAAAUGAUUACCCCAACAGUAAAGCUGGGAUGAGUACAAUCGGAACACACCGGGCAACAUCGAUGGGUUCUGUAUUACACCAAAUACCAAUCAGUGCUGACCUGAUAUCCAUUUCUGACGCACUAAAUCUGGCAUAUUGGAAGCCGAUAGCAGACGAGCUUGUGAAGGAGGGAAUCUGUCCGGAUAGUAUUUUAAGCACCGGAAUGUCUCAAUAUUUUGCCAACAUGAAAUCAGCGCUUCAACAAUAUCCCGCCUACAAAUAUUCGCAGACGACACAUAAAUAUUCACAUAUCCUUAUAGAUCGCCCUGUAGUUCAGGUACCCAUCACGUGGCCAUUGGGUACCUAUGGAUUAAUGAAGGCUACUAAUGGUUGCCCAGGUGACAACACUCGCUGGCAGGAGGGUUGGAGGAAGUUCGAUACAGAAGACACUUUUAGUUCCCAUAAUUCAUUCUCGUCCGGGAUUCAACAUUACCUGUCAGGUGAUUUUCACAGUAAUGAUAUAAUUACCCGAUUUUGUAUGAAGACGAGUGGACACAGUAUAACAGGAGGUCAUUAUGACCAGCAGUGGCCUCGGGGAUCUUACUGUCUACUGAAGAAAGGCUCAUGUCCGUCAGGUUUCAGUAGCGGGUCAAUAUUUUGGGAUGAUGAAGAUAUAACUAACCAUAAUGCUGCAGGCGGUAUUUUGCCUGAUGGUACAUACAACAAAAACACUAACAUGUUUUUCUGCUGCAGGAAUGAUGGGUCUUCAUCUACUAAACUGUUAUUGCCGACAGAUCACACAUUUGUACUGAUCAAAUAUAGACAAAGCUGUCAAUCAGUGUUCGGAAUGAGCGUGCACGAAGUUUACGUGCGUUGGGACGACGAAAAUACGUUUAACAAAGAUAAAUCGUCCGGAGCCCACCCCCUUGAUGAUGGCGGAAGUAAAGAUCACAAGAUUCAUUUUUGUAUUUAUCAGAAACAAUCCGGACCGGGUAUCAUUGGAUAAUCCUUUGCUUUGUGCACAUUUCAUUGAAAUCUGUGAUUAAGAAAAUAUAAAAACACAUAAAUUAUAA